Messenger RNA from Drosophila busckii, 1651 nucleotides. Its product is annotated as serine protease gd. NCBI's taxonomy places the organism in Eukaryota, Metazoa, Arthropoda, Insecta, Diptera, Drosophilidae. The transcript is spliced from 5 exons. The record is from RefSeq and is a predicted model, not a curated record. Gene Ontology annotation, biological process: proteolysis. Gene Ontology annotation, molecular function: serine-type endopeptidase activity. The coding region runs from base 1 to 1587 and encodes 528 amino acids.
AUGAAAGUGUACUUAACAAUAGUUUUACUUAUAUGCAUGGAGCAAAGAACAAAGACGCUCGCCCAACCGGGUGUGCCGAUCAGCCCCUGCCCAAAGAUCUUUCAAUACAGAUACGAUGGCAGCGAAUGGUUUGGCCUAAUUGCCGUAAGAAAUACGGAAGCACAGGCGCAGCAGCUGCGCGUAACGCUUUCCAUGCGUGGCAAACCCACAACGGUGAAUUUCCAGAACUAUUUGGGCGAAAUUGAGUUGCUAACGCGUGGACAAUUUGCCAGAGAUGCGCACGUGUUGUAUAAAAUACGUUUUCCCAAACAUCAUUUUCCACCCAAGCUGCUGCUCAUAUCGGUAAAUAACCAAGUGUUGUGCUUUGGAGCCUCAGAUCAGAGCAUAUUUAUGACGCAAAUACAGCUGGAGCAUACGCGUAAGCUCACCUUUUUGCCGGAUCAUCAGAAAACGUUUGGAGUACUGGCGCCAGCUGGCGUCGGUGGUGCGGAGUCCACAAUGGCAGUUGGUAAGGAGUUGCCAGCAAUGCAUGAGUUCGACAUGAAGCCACUGCCGCACAUCCAGUUCAAGAAAAAACCGUUCAAGCCACGACGCGAGCAGUGUGGACGUUUGGAUAAGAGCUUGGACUUUCGACUGCCACCGCGAGCUGACGAUGAGCUUCGAUUCCAUGAUGAUGCGCAGUCGCCAGUAUUUGCGCCAAUGGACGAUUACGACAUAGAUGAAGAGGUGGAGCUGGAGACGGAUGAGCUGCUCGAUGGCGUUAAUGACAGUAACAAUAGCACAGCGGGCGCUCUGCUGCCGAGCAUAACACGUGGCGCCUGGCCCUGGCUGGCAGCCAUUUACGUCAACAAUUUAACCUCGUUGGAUUACCAGUGUGGCGGCACCUUGGUCUCAGCACGUGUUGUCAUCAGUUCGGCCCACUGUUUUCAGCUGUUCAAUCAGCGCUAUACGGCCAACGAAGUCUUGGUCUUUUUGGGGCGUUACAAUCUCAAGAACUGGAACGAGGAGGGUUCCUUGGCGGCGCCCGUAGAUGGCAUCUAUAUACAUGCGGAUUACAACAAGCAGUUGAGCAACUAUGACGCGGACAUAGCGGUCGUUGUGCUAAAGACAGCAGUGCGCUUCAACACGUUCAUCCAACCAGUUUGCCUGUGGUCCGGCUCCAGCAAGAUGGAGUACAUCAUAGGCGACCAUGGCAUUGUCAUUGGCUGGAGCUUCAAUAGAAGCAAUGCCAGCUCAACUAGCACAGCUGGCGCGACAGUUGAUACUGGCGCUGCGGACAGCGCUGUUGCCAGUACGCCGCUGCUGCUGAAGGCGCCCAUAGUGUCCAACGAGCGCUGCUUUGGGGCGCAGCCGCAUUUCCGCAGCCUGGCCUCGAAUCGCACAUUUUGUGCGGGCGUGCUGCAGCAGCGUGGCGCCUCGCGUGGCAUCUACACGGGCAUCUCGGGGGCUGGUCUGAUGAUACUGCGCAACAAUCGGUGGAUGCUGCGUGGGACUGUCUCGGCGGCGUUGCCUGCGGAGGGAGAUGCAUACAUAUUGUACGCGGAUGUGGCCAAAUUUAUUGACUGGAUCAUGGCGUUUAUACUUUAAGAAAUGAAGUACUAGCUCCUAUGUGUAUGCUGAAAAUAAUAUUGUAUGUAUGUAUGUGUUCCAU